Chaetomium globosum CBS 148.51 is the source of this 1083-nucleotide messenger RNA. RefSeq lists its product as uncharacterized. The transcript has 3 exons. The record is from RefSeq and is a predicted model, not a curated record. The coding region runs from base 1 to 1083 and encodes 360 amino acids. NCBI's taxonomy places the organism in Eukaryota, Fungi, Ascomycota, Sordariomycetes, Sordariales, Chaetomiaceae.
AUGUCCCAAAGACCCGGCGCCGGCCCCCAGGGCACCCGCCCUGCCAACUCGGGUCCUCAGGCUGCUCAGAGCAACCCGGCACCGCGACGGCGCGGCCCAGCACCGCCGCAGUUUGUGCUCCAAAUGGAGCCGGACGGACCAUCGGCCAGCCCCAAGAACGCCCGAGACGUCAACCCCGAUGAUCCCCUGCACGAAGCCGUGACAUCCAGCAUCAUGGUCGCGCUGGCGCUGAUGCGGUCCGACAAGGGCAAAUAUAGGCUCCCUACCACGGGUGAGGACGUCUUCAAGUACAAGCUUCCCCAGGUUGUCGAGAAAAGCCUGUCCGGUUGUAUACCAACUAAUCCAUUUCAAAACAAGGCGAUCGAAUCCAUGGCCAGGGCCAAGCAAGGGACUAGCACCCACCACAUCAAGACCUACGACACUUUCGCGUUUGUCCACGGGCUCGAAAUCGCGCGCGGGAUGGUACUCUGCUUUGCUGGCAGCUUGAUGCCGUUCAGCAGGGAUAUUCCCACAAGCCGUGGCCGUGAGCUGGACGAGGCGUGGGAAGACCGGAUGUUUUUUGGGGAGAUCCAUAACGUCAGGGACACCAAGGAUGAGUUUGAAAUAUACCAGGCCGGAUCAGUUUGGACAGAGUUCAAGCUGCCGCUCGUCACGCGGGGCGAGUCUAUACCCCUGAACAAUUUCUGGUCGACUCAGGACGCCAUGUCUGACAUGCGCGCCUGGCUCCGAGACUGGAUCAGGAAGGGAAACAAUGUGAAGCUUUUCGAGUUCCGUCAGCAACAAGCCCCUGGUCCCGCCCGCACUACUGCCGCCACGUCAGCCAGCACCACCCCGUCGAAGCCAGCCGUCCAAAAGGCACAGGCCACCACCACGACCAAGACGACGGCCACGACGAAGGCCACGGCAAGGACCACGGCUACCGCUACUGCUACCGCUGCCGCCACCACCAACACCAAUUCCAAUGCUACCGCACAGCGUCGGAAUGCUGCCAACACGACUGGUAACGGCACGGGCAACGGUGCGGGUAGGGGUGCGGGUAGGGGGAAUGGAAAUGGCAAUGGCACUGGAAAUGGCACUAGAUAG